CUUUCUUGAGAUUUGGCAAGCCAUGGCGGUGGGAUGUCAGGGGUGGAUGUGGAUGGCCUUCUGAGAGAGAUCGAUGAGCUCGAGGGCGCGGAACCUGAGGCCAAGAACCUGACGUGCGAUGAUGGGCGGAGACCUGGAGGUGUGGCUACUGUGGAUUGGCUGGCCAGCGCUGACGAAAGCUCCAGCGACUCGAGCGGGAAGAGCAGCCCUGGCCGCCAAAGCGAGGGCAGCAACGAGCUUCCUAUGUUUUCACCUGCGAAUGGUGCCAAGCAGCAGCCGGCCGCCCAGCCGGCCGCCCAGCCGGCUGCCCAGCCGGCCGCCCAGCCGGCCGCCCAGCCGGCCGCCCAGCCCGCGCAGCCGCCCACCCGUGCCCAGAUCGGCACGACACAAGACGCGGCACGGGGCGCGGGGUCUGCCAGCUCCAGCUCCAGUUCAAGCCCUUCCAUGGGCACCACCCGCGCUCAGCAGGCCCAAAGCCUGGGCUUCGCAGAGCACUCCGACAGCAUGGCGGAGCGAAUGCAGCCCCCAGUUGCGGAAGACUCUGAAGGUGAGGAGUUUGAGGCCCGCCACGUGCAGGAGCUGGCAGAGCUGGCGGAGCAGCUUCGGAAGGCGCAGGAGGGCGAGGCGACUUUGCGACGUGCCCUUGCCAAAGUCGAGGAAGAGCGGGAUCAGGUCCUUCUCCACUUGCAAGAAGCAGAGGAGGAGGCCGGCAGGCGCGGGCGCGCGCAGCAGCGAGAGCUGGUGGAGGCUCAGCGAAGGGAGGCGACCUCGGUGGAAGAGCUGGAGAGGCUGCAGCAGGAGAAGGAGUUGCAGAAGGCAUCAGCACAAAAGCUGCAGAGAGAGCUCUCUGCGCUGCGCUCCCAGGAGCAGGAAUCGGAGCUGCAAUCGAAGCUGGCCUGCGCGGAAGAGGCAGCUGAAAGUCAAUCUCUGACAUUGGCGCAUCUGCGCCAGAAGCUGAACGAGACCGCGGCGCAGCGGGACUCGGCCCUGCUUCAAGCUGCGCACUUUGAGGAGGCUGCAGCUGGGGAAAACUCGGAUCUGUGGAAGGAGGAGGUGCAAGCGCAGCUGCAGAGGGAGCUCUCUGCGCUGCGCUCCCAAGAGCAGGAAUCGGAGGAGCUGCAAUCGAAGUUGGCCUGCACGGAAGAGGCAGCUGAAAGUCAAUCUCUGACAUUGGCGCAUCUGCGCCAGAAGCUGAACGAGACCGCGGCGCAGCGGGACUCGGCCCUGCUUCAAGCUGCGCACUUUGAGGAGGCUGCAGCUGAGGAAAACUCGGAUCUGUGGAAGGAGGAGGUGCAAGCGCAGCUGCAGAGGGAGCUCUCUGCGCUGCGCUCCCAAGAGCAGGAAUCGGAGGAGCUGCAAUCGAAGUUGGCCUGCGCGGAAGAGGCAGCUGAAAGUCAAUCUCUGACGUUGGCGCAUCUGCGCCAGAAGCUGAACGAGACUGUGGCGCAGCGGGACUCGGCCCUGCUUCAAGCUGCGCGCUUUGAGGAGGCUGCAGCCGAGGAAGACUCUGAGCUGUGGAAGGAGGAGGUGCAAGCGCAGCUACAGAGGGAGCUCUCUGCGCUGCGCUCCCAGGAGCAGGAAUCGGAGGAGCUGCAAUCGAAGUUGGCCUGCGCGGAAGAGGCAGCUGAAAGUCAGACUCUGACGAUGGCGCAGCUUCGUCAAGAGCUUCGCAAGACCACGGCGGAGCGGGAUGCGGCCCUUCAAACUGAGGACCCCAAGCCGGUUGACAGAAGCAGGGCACCGAAUGGCAAAGACCAGAUGCCUCGACGAACCCACUCUGCAUGCUCUGUGGUCGCGCAGCGGGAGCAGCGCCGUGAGAGGCUGCUGCAGAGGCUGCGGGACCGGAACUUGCGAGCCAGUGUCCGCGCCACUGCCAGCGCAUCGGAGGUCUCAGUGAGCAGAGGGCUUCGGCAGCUCAAGGCGAAAGCCAAGAGCGCCGAAACGCCUCCGCCGCCUUUGCCUCCCUCGCCUGCCUCAGCGCCUGCAUUUUCGCCACGCUCGCCACCUGCAGCACCUGCAGCACCUGCAGCACCUUCCGCGCCGAGAUCGCUGGCAGAGCCGCGUCGAGCAACGUCGGUGCCGGUGCUACGAGGAGGCCGGGGCCAAGCACGGCAAGCACGGCAGGCGCCGCCGCGGGAGCCCGUGCAGCCCGCGCAGCCCGCGCAGCCCGCGCAGCCCGUGCAGCCUGCGCAGCCUGCGCAGGCAUUGCAGCGAGGGGAGUCCGCGCGAGACACGUUUGGUGCCGCAGCGGCGUUGGCUUCGGCCAUGGGCUUCGGUUUGCCCAGGGCGCCGCUUUCUGAGCCCAGGUGCCCGGUGCAGUCUUCCCCACUGGCGGCAGAUGCGCUCCGGCAAGCUGUGUGGAAGGCAGACUGGGCCUCGUUUCCCAUUGAGGGCGUGAGCUUCCAAAGGCGAAGCCGCUAGGGGCCAACCAUGGCCCUCCGUGGUUAAUGAAGAUGAUAAUGAUUGUCCGACCUGGACAACGACGGGCAUGCUGCGUGUUGUUGGCCUG
Messenger RNA from Effrenium voratum, 2509 nucleotides. Lineage: Eukaryota; Dinophyceae; Suessiales; Symbiodiniaceae. The record is from the annotation of a GenBank genome assembly.